Molecule: messenger RNA, 783 nt
Organism: Nothoprocta perdicaria
Lineage: Eukaryota; Metazoa; Chordata; Aves; Tinamiformes; Tinamidae
Gene: NXPH3
Product: neurexophilin 3
Exons: 2
Coding region: 1-783 (260 amino acids)
Molecular function (GO): signaling receptor binding
Source: RefSeq, a predicted model, not a curated record
AUGCGUCUCGCGCGGAGCUGCCUCCUCCUCCUCAUCCAGGGCAGCAUCUGCCGGCUGGUGCUCAGCGGCCAAGAAGAACGAGGGGAAGAUGCAGAGCAACGUGAGCACCAAGGGAGACCUCGAGUGCCAAAAAGAAGAGGUCACCUCUCUGCCAAGUCCCUGUUGUCUCCAGCCCUGCUCCAGAACACGACUCUCCUGGAGCUGGUCAGCAGCUCGCGGGAGCUUUGGGAUAUCCUCGACAACCUCUCCGAGCGGGACCACGCUCCGCRCGCCAGAGGACAGAGGGACCUGGGGCCAGCCACGGGCAAGCUGAAAAAGAUUUUUGGCUGGGGAGAUUUCUACUCCAACAUCAAGACGGUAAAGCUGAACCUCUUGAUCACGGGAAAGGUGGUUGACCACGGCAAUGGCACAGUCAAUGUCUUCUUCCGGCACAACUCUACCGGCCAAGGAAACAUCUCCGUCAGCCUCGUCCCUCCGACAAAGGCAGUAGAGUUUGACCUGGAGCAACAGAUCUUUAUCGAGGCCAAAGAAUCCAAGAUCUUCAACUGCCGGGUGGAAUAYGAGAAAGUGGAUCGCGCCAAGAAGACCACGCUCUGCACCUACGACCCCUCUAAAACCUGCUACCACGAGCACACGCAGAGCCACGUCUCCUGGGUUUGCUCGAAGCCCUUCAAAGUCAUCUGCAUCUACAUCACCUUCUACAGCAUAGACUACAGGCUGGUGCAGAAGGUGUGUCCCGACUACAACUACCACAGCGACGUGCCCUACUACCCGUCCGGAUGA